Messenger RNA from Trichoderma harzianum CBS 226.95, 1141 nucleotides. RefSeq lists its product as hypothetical. The transcript has a single exon. The record is from RefSeq and is a predicted model, not a curated record. NCBI's taxonomy places the organism in Eukaryota, Fungi, Ascomycota, Sordariomycetes, Hypocreales, Hypocreaceae. Bases 45 to 839 code for a protein of 264 amino acids.
GAAAAUACCACCACACCUUCUCUCAAAUCUAUUACGCCGUCAACAUGCCCAAGGCCUCACGCCCAGAGACUUUCGUACUCUCUAAAACUGACAGAAAAGACUUUCUCCUAUACCUAGAGUAUGCAAACCCAAACUACAUUUCACUUACCGCCUGGGGGUUCAAUGGGAAGCCGCUCACGGCGAAACCCGAUCUGCUUCGAAGCACACUUAUCAUGUUGGCUGCCGUUUGGUUCAACAACACUACCAACAUAUGUAUCCUAGUUGGGGCAGGCGGGGCAAAGCUUCCAAUAGAUGGCACUAUCAUUGAUUGGGGUACCUCGGCGCCUGAUUUGGGGGAGACCCUGCAACAUUACCAGAAGAUGUUCAAAGUCCAGCCUUUAAACCCAUUAAAAAGGCCAGAGCCUCGUCGAGACAAUGACGAUGAGGGUAGAGACGGCGGCGGUUCAUCUGGCCGCACAUGGACCAAGCAAGUCUACAGAGAUGACUAUGGUGGAUAUUACUACAUUGGCCAAGAUGAGGAGUACCAUCAGUGCGAUGCCAAAGGCAAGGAGAUUCAGUCGACAGAGAAAAGCACAGGCUACAGAACCUCAAACCCCUAUCAUAUCGUCUUGGUCUUUUCCAACGCCCAGAAACAGACAUAUUACCAACGCCAUGGCCAGCCUGAGCUUUGUUCCCUGCGGAAGCAUUCUUCGGGAACAUACUAUUUCGUCGACUACAAAGGCAGGGAAUGUAAUGCUCAGUACGUGGGCUUACAACCGCGAUGGAUGAACAGGAAGGCUAUUUCUCAGAGUACUGGGGGACAGGGGGUUAUACCCAGACCUCAAAGCCGACUUUCCUGACUGACCCUAAGACGGGUAGGCCAUACUACAUUGACAAGUAUGGCAAGGCUUGCUGGGCUUGAAAGCGCUUGUGUAUUGAGAAUAACUUUUGAGAAGAUUAUAUCUCGGGUUUAUCUGUUGUAUUUAUGCGACUGCUGUAUCGAUGUUGACUGACUGGGUGUUAAUAUAUGUUUAUGUAUUUAGGAGGCAUGCAGGGAUAUACGAUAUAUGCUUUUCAAUAUGUACUGUACUGCUCUGCCAAAUAUAAGUAGUGACAACGGGUUCCAGCUGCAAUAAAUGCAUCUUAUAUGCAUACUAAUCGG